GUUGAGCAACAGUUUCCUCCCCCAGGUCUGUCGCAGUGUAAGCACUUUCAGGAUGGAGGGAGCGAGCCACGAGCUGGAGUUUUGCCUCGCCCAGGUGGAUGACUUUGAGCAGGUGAUGUCCAUCUCCGUGAACAUCUACAACGGCCUCGACUACCUGCCCGACCGUUACCACAGAUGGCUGAAGGACCCAUUGCGGAGAGUGAUCUUGGCCAAGAAAGAGGGCAAGGUGGUGGCUCUGUUGUCAGCGAGGAUUGUCGACAAUAGCCGCACCGCAAUUAUGGAAGGUUUGAGGGUGGCGCCCAGCGAGAGGGGAAAAGGAAUCGCUGGGAUAAUUCAGCAGUAUGUCUUCGCCCUGGUAAAAUCCCAGUUCCCAAGUCUGGAGGUUCAACGCUACACCAGACAAGGGGGGCUAAACCCUGAUGUCUUCACCAAGUUCCGGUUAAUAUGCAGUCAGGAGGUGCUGGAUCUCCACUUCGUGGCAGAGGAGCUGCAGCCCAUGGUGGACGCCACCAUCGGCCACCUGAAGGCAAGCAAGCAUGAAUGGGAAGAGCCCAUCCAGCUGGCAGCGGGUGAUGUCAAGCGGGUGUUCCUGGACCGGCAGGUGGUGGAGGAAGUGCUGCCAGGGGGCAUCAUCAUACAAGACUGGAUCCCUUACAAGCCCCUCGAGGGCAACCUAGAGGUACUCCUGAAGCAAAACCUCACCUGGAUGGCGGACAGCGUAGUGGACCCGACCGUCCUGAGCAUCUGCUCCAGCCCCUACAAGGUGCCCGCGGGUGCCAACAAUCUUUGUCUCAACAUUGAUAUCUUUGGAAAGGAUUUCCCUCGUGCCAGGAAUCAGUUUCUUUCUCAGUUGCACAAGGCUCUUAGCUUCCUUCAGGGUCCCACAUACUGCUUCAUACACUUAAACAAGACCAUUUGGUCUGCCAUGCACUCCUUCUGCCAGACAGUCUUCGGUCUGACCAGUCAAAAAAUCAUCAAGGGGCAGUGUGUGCUAGAGGCAAAGUUAUAAGGCAGUGUUGGCCAUUGGCUUAUCAUUGUCACAUGUACCAACAUUCAUGCUGUCCAUACAGAUCAUUUCAAACCUAUAAGUACUUUGAAGUAGUACAAAGCAAUAAGAGAAUGCAAAACAUAGAGGUACUGUAACACACAAGUGCAGUGUAGGCAGACAAUAUGAUGUAAGGUUAUGACUAGAUCAUAAGAAAUAUUGAAUCUGGUCUGUCAUUACAUUAUACCUGAAUUAUUAUCCCCAUUCUUCUGCCUUCUCCCUUUACUAAACAAGAACUUCCACUUUAAAUAUACCCAAUGACUUGGCCCCAACAACCAUCUGUGACAAUGAAUUCCACAGAUUCACCACCCUCACCAUAGAUGCUGCCUGACCUGCUAGUUUCUCCAGCAUUUUGGGCAUGUUGUUCUGGAUUUCCUUGGAACCUCUGACACCCUUACUAACCAAGAAAAUAUCGACCUCCUCUUUAAGUAUACCUAGUUGCUUGGCCUCCAUUGCCAUUUGUGGAAAGCAAUCCCACCAUCUGGCUAAAGAAAUUUCUCCUCAUCUCUAACCUGAAGGAAAAUACUUCUAUUCUGAAGCCAGCUUUCUGGUCCUGGACGCCCCCACUAUGGAAACAUCCUCCCCACUAAGCUUUUCAAUAUUCUGUGGGUUUCAAUGAGAUCCCCCCGUUCUUGUAAAUUCCAGCAAGUAUAAGUCCGGACCCAUCAAAUGAGCCUCAAACAUUAACCCUUUUAUUUCUGAGAUCAUUUUCCUACGCCUCCUCUGGAUCCUCUCCAAUGCCAGUGCACCCUUUCUUAGAUACGGAGCUGAAAACUGUAACAAUUCUCCAAGUGCGGUCAGACCCCAUGCUUCAGCGUUACAUCCUUGUCUAAUACUCUCAAAAUGGAUGCUCACUUGCAUUUGCCUUCCUUGUGACCGACUCAAGCUGCGAAUUAACCUUCAGUGAAUCCAGCACCAGGUGUCUCCGCCUAGGAUAGACCCAACACCUCUCCCACUGGGCUUCAGGCAUAGGGGAAGAACAUCUCCCUUAGGUUCUCCUCAAAUCUAACUGCACAUUGAUUCAUCAGUCUGCUGCAGUUGCUGCAUUGUAACUGGGUCUGAACCUUGGAAAUCCAUCUCCAAUAGCACCGUGGAGGCACCUCCAGCAGAAGGACUGCAGCAGUUCAAGAUGGCAGCUUAUCCCCCGCCCCCCCCGCCCAAACCUUCUCAAGGGGCAGUUAGGGAUGGGAGGUAAACACUACCCUUGCCAGCAAUCCCAGAUCACAAGGAAGUGGGGUGUGAAAACAGUAUGACUUCAACACAAUAACCCCUUGUAUUUUCAGUCUCGCUCCCUCCUCUCCUUCCUUCACAACAAUGCAUUUGGAGAUACUCCUUGGGGAAUGUACAUAAAGCCAGUAACAAGUUCUAUACAGAAACAGGCCUUUCAGCCCACGAUAUCUGUGAUGACCUGCGGUGCCAGUCCAAACAAACCCCAUCUGCCUGCACAUUAUCUACUGUAUAUUAGAAUCAGAAUCAGGUUUAAUAUCACCGGCAUAUGUCAUGAAAUUUGUUGUCUUUGUGUCAGCAGUACAAUGCAAUACAUAAUAAUAGGGAAAAAACUGUGAAUUACAGUAAGUAUAUAUAUAUCUCUAUAUAAGUAUAUGUACUGUGUAUCUAUAUCUGUAAGUAUAUUUUUAUUGUGACGAAAGACCAAGUUAUCAGAAGAUUGAUGCUAAUGAGAGAGAUAAGAGGGACAAAGGGAGAAGCGUCCACAAUGUUAAUGAGAGGUGAGAGAGAUUAACGAAAAGAGACACAGUUCCAAGUAUUGACAGACCGGUUGCUUUGAACCUGAAUUGUUUGAAGUUUGACAGGCGAUACCCCAGCAGGGGGAUAAAAGGAACAGGUUCGCUAAGGCAAGACAGACACCACGAGAUCACAAGAUAAUGAGACCCUGGAAGUGCGGUGUGCCCCCCACAAGUUGGUGGGAGUUUUGGAGGUCUGGUCGUGGGACCGACCAUAGACGCACAGGGUGAAAAGGUACGAUCGGCGGGAACCUGGUGUGUGUGUCCGCCCUUGCCUGGGUGUCGGGUUCACCGCGGAAGAGCGAUCGUAUCCGGAACGGAGGGGUCACAGUCAGUGACCUCAGAAGACAUUAAAAGGGCUCGCGCCGGCAGCUAACUGCGAGGAACAUCAAAGGUCUGUGAAUCGAGAUUUGCAUUCGCUCGCUCUCUCUCUCUCUCUCCAAUGGCACAGCAGCGAUUACUGCGAACAGUACUCAGCUGAACUGAACUCUGCGUCACUUCAGACUGACCAUUUUAUCCCUAGACUGCGAUAGAGCUUGAUUGAUUCCUGUUAUCCUAGUUCUGUGCACAUGUGUGUUUUAUCAUUGUUAACCCGUUGCAUUUAUAUCCUUACGAUUAGAGUACUGUGUUACUUAUUUCUUUAAUAAAACUUUCUUAGUUCCAGUAAUCCAAACUCCAACUAAGUGGUCCAUUUCUGCAGGUUUGGCAACCCAGUUACGGGGUACAUAACAAUAUAUAUUAAAUAGUUUAAAUAAGUAGUGCAAAAAUAGAAAUAAAACUGUAGUAAGGUAGUGUUCAUGGGUUCAAUGUCCAUUCAGAAAUCGAUGGCAGAGGGGAAGAAGCUGAUCCUGAAUUGCAGAGUGUGUAUCUUCAGGCUUCUGUACUUCCAUCCUGAUGGAGCAAUGAGAAGGGGGCAUGACCUGGGUGGUGGGAGUCCUUAAUGAUGGAUGCUGCCUUUUUGAGGCAUCGCUCCUUGAAGAUGUCCUGGAUACUACAGAGGCCAGUGCCCAUAAAGGAGCUAAUUUGACAACUCUCUGCAGUUUACUCCGACCCUGUGCAGUAGCCCCCCCAUCCCCCUCCCUGCCCCAUACCAGCAGGUGAUGCAACCAGUUAGAAUGCUCUCCACGGUACAUCAAUGGUGAUACCUAAUCACUUCACACUCCUAAUGAGAUAUAGCUGCUGUCAUGCCUUCUUUGUAGCUGCAUCGAUAUGUUGGGCCCAGGUUAGAACCUCAGAGAUGGUGAUAUCCAGGAACUUGAAAUUGCUCACUCUUUCCAUUUAUUUCCAACCCCUACUUGUGCCUAUUUGAAUUCCUCUUUAGUGCUACUGUUGUACCUGCUUUCCUAGCAGCCUGUUCCAGGUACCUACCAAAACCUAUUCCCCACAUCUUCCCCCUUCUCCCCUUUAUGCUCUCUCCUAUGGUAGAAUUUGACGUUUCCACUAGGAGGUAAAAAUGUUACAUGGUGCUUACAAAUGAUCUGAUUUCUUGCAACAAUUUGAAAAGUAUAUGUUAUGAACCAUUUACGAAAUUUUAAAAAAUUGGUUAUAAACACUUUAAACUGGUCUCACUUCGCCCAAUUG
Molecule: messenger RNA, 4368 nt
Organism: Mobula hypostoma (lesser devil ray)
Lineage: Eukaryota; Metazoa; Chordata; Chondrichthyes; Myliobatiformes; Myliobatidae
Gene: nat16
Product: N-acetyltransferase 16
Exons: 4
Coding region: 53-1009 (318 amino acids)
Molecular function (GO): acyltransferase activity, transferring groups other than amino-acyl groups
Source: RefSeq, a predicted model, not a curated record